CAGAAAUCAGCAAACGUAUUUGGCUUUGAAUAAUCCGUCCUUUUAAUCUUAAUUAGUGGCUGCUACCACCACGCGCCCUUUCUUCUACGACGCGGUGGUCAAGCGAAUUCAACCAGUGGCGUCGGUUUGGAUGGGCGAUGAGAAAUCGACGAUUGUGAUGGCCACUAGAGACAGAGAAAGAGAUCGGGAGCUUCUCAUUCCCGUCGCCGACUCCGUUCACGAUGACGCCGCCUCUCAACCCUCCUCGUCUUCCUCGUCGUCGCAUCACACAGGGCGCGAGGCUUUUUACAUGGUUAUUAGGAGCUGGGCUUCAAAAAAGUUUGUGUCUGGAUGUGUCAUCCUGUUGCCAAUAGCUAUAACGUUCUAUAUAACGUGGUGGUUUAUUCACUUUGUGGAUGGCUUUUUCUCUCCAAUCUAUGCUCAACUUGGAAUUGAUAUUUUUGGUCUGGGAUUUGUAACUUCUAUAUCGUUCAUCUUUUUGGUUGGGGUGUUCAUGUCAUCAUGGUUGGGUGCAUCUGUCUUGAGCCUAGGGGAGUGGUUUAUCAAAAGGAUGCCUCUUGUUCGGCACAUAUACAAUGCCUCCAAGCAAAUCAGUGCUGCCAUAUCACCAGAUCAGAACACUCAGGCUUUCAAGGAAGUAGCCAUCAUAAGGCAUCCUCGUAUUGGUGAAUAUGCAUUUGGGUUCAUCACUUCAUCCGUUGUUCUCCAGAAUUAUUCUGGAGAUGAGGAGCUAUGCUGUGUGUAUGUUCCCACAAAUCAUCUUUAUAUCGGUGAUAUAUUUUUGGUUAAUACUAAGGAUGUUAUUAGACCAAACCUUUCUGUCCGGGAAGGCAUAGAAAUUGUUGUCUCUGUGGGUAUGUCAAUGCCACAGAUUCUGUCAACGGUGGAUUCACGCGGCCUAGGAGAUAUAAGUAGACUUGACAGAAGCUGAGCUUAAAAGAAGCUUGUUGUAGGGUCAUCUAUUCUAUUGCUUUCUUUGGAUUCAGAGUGAGUCGUCAGAGAAUGGCCACACAAUUAGUUAGGAUGGCAAUGUGAGAAUCCAAAUGGAAUAUAUGUUUACAAUACGGGAAGCGUGGAUUCAGAUGGUAUUUGUAACAUUGUUUGUGUCAUGUAGAAUGUAAAUUUAGUGCUUGCUUGGAAAUAUAGCUGGGUUGAUAACGCAGGUAGAUAGGACUUUUGGUAUUUUCAUACUCUCUCUUUUCUUCCACUGUUUAGAAUGGUUUCUAUUGCUUUUUACUCAGUUUUUUGCAAGAAAAUUCUUGAUUGAUUCC
This is a messenger RNA of Tripterygium wilfordii, 1271 nucleotides long. Its product is annotated as protein CONTINUOUS VASCULAR RING 1-like. The record is from RefSeq and is a predicted model, not a curated record. Gene Ontology annotation, cellular component: Golgi apparatus. The transcript has 7 exons. Gene Ontology annotation, biological process: stem vascular tissue pattern formation. Bases 131 to 931 code for a protein of 266 amino acids. NCBI's taxonomy places the organism in Eukaryota, Viridiplantae, Streptophyta, Magnoliopsida, Celastrales, Celastraceae.